Molecule: messenger RNA, 687 nt
Organism: Eurypyga helias (sunbittern)
Lineage: Eukaryota; Metazoa; Chordata; Aves; Eurypygiformes; Eurypygidae
Gene: LIMD2
Product: LIM domain containing 2
Exons: 4
Coding region: 98-484 (128 amino acids)
Biological process (GO): actin filament bundle assembly
Cellular component (GO): plasma membrane; actin cytoskeleton
Molecular function (GO): actin filament binding
Source: RefSeq, a predicted model, not a curated record
AGGUGUUGCAAGAGGUCUGUCUUAGACACCUCCCCAGGGAACGUCGGCCCACAGACUUCAAGCUCAGGAUUAAAUAGACGGAGAAGGGGAAGGAACCAUGUUCCAGGCCACUGGACCCGCCAGCCCACCCCCAACUCAUGAGGCAAAGAACAACUCAGGAGGCAGCACGGUGCAGCGCUCCAAGUCCUUCAGCCUGAAGGCGCAAGUGAAGGAGAUGUGCACUGCCUGCCAGAAAACCGUCUAUCCCAUGGAGCGGCUGGUGGCGGAUAAAUUCGUCUUCCACAACGCCUGCUUCUGCUGCAAGCACUGCCACACUAAGCUCAGCCUGGGCAGCUACGCGGCACUCCACGGGGAAUUCUACUGCAAGCCCCACUUCCAGCAGCUCUUCAAGAGUAAAGGCAACUACGACGAGGGCUUCGGGCGCAAGCAGCACAAGGAGCUGUGGGUGCACAAGGAGGUGGAGAGUGGGACCAAGUCGGCGUGAGCGGGGCCAGCCCACCCCUCCCUGGAGCCCAGCAGACAGCACGGAGCGCUGCUGAGCCGGGGGCUAACUGAGCUGAUGUAAAGCAAAGGGGGCACAAGGGCCUGCGGGUGGGAAGGGAAGGGAGGCAGCCCAGCCCUCUUGGGAGGAUGCUUAGAGGGGUCCUACAGCCAUAAGGACAGGGCAGAGGUGACCGGGGUAUAGCC